Messenger RNA from Haliotis rufescens (red abalone), 2959 nucleotides. RefSeq lists its product as uncharacterized. Lineage: Eukaryota; Metazoa; Mollusca; Gastropoda; Lepetellida; Haliotidae. Gene Ontology annotation, molecular function: protein binding. Bases 98 to 2635 code for a protein of 845 amino acids. The transcript has 7 exons. The record is from RefSeq and is a predicted model, not a curated record.
GAGCGGAAUUUCCACCAGGAAAUAUUUAUAGCGCUGACGCAUUUCUCACCUGUAUUGAAUCUGCUCUACACUCAGGUGUUUGCAGAGAAAGUUUACAAUGGCUGAUGAGGAUGACUCGGACUGGUCUGGCAGAAAUAGUCUUUCAAGUAUGGAAGAGUCUGCAUCCGUGGACUCAACAGAUGAAGAACUAAAUGGAAACUGUUCUAUAUCCAUUAAACCCCCCUGGGCACAGUUGUUGAAUGCUGGAGAAAACCCAAUGAGAAUGCUGGAAGGCAAAGAUGGAAUGCAGCUGAUGAAAAGAACACAAGAUCUCGUUGCAGCUCACCCUACUGAGGGGUUAUGCAGAAAUUGUCGGAAGGGCCCUGUGGUAAAUGGGGAUCAGAACGCCCAAGAACAAGGACCAAGCACAUCGGGACUAGGAAACGCAGAAGCAGCUGUGUCGCCGCACGUUCAAGCUCAGUUUUUUCAGAAAACAGACGUGAAGAUGAUCUUUCCAGCCGCUCCCAAGAAUAUAAAUGUUGGAAACAAAAAUAUUAUUGAUGAUAAAAAAGUUGGUGAAGUUGAAAAAGUUGAAGUGAAAUCACCAAUACAAAUCAUCAGAAGCAAAACAGAACAGGAUAUGGAGCUCUGUGUUAAAACAACUGUGGAAACUAGAAGUGUCACAGAGGUGAUGCAAGCUUUUGAAAAUGGAUCGAAUGUGGUAAUCAUCACAGGGCAACCAGGGGAUGGGAAGUCAACAGUGGCUCAGAGAGUUCUGAACAAUUUGCAUAACCAGAGGAAAGAGGUGCUCCAUAUAAUCAAACCUGACGAUCUCCUGAAGAUAACACCAACACGACGUGAGCGUGUCAUCCUGUUAGAUGGCAUAUGGGGUUAUUACACCUUUGAACAGAAAAAGUGGAAGAAAUGGGAGUUUUCCCUGCACACAAUGUUAGCACAGAUUACAAUGUGCAUACUCCUUAUUGUUGGUAACAAAGUCGUUGUUCAAGCACUGUUCGACUACAUACAGGGUCUACACGUCACAGCUGUGACGGUUGAUAUAUCAAAAAUCACAAGAACACUACAGGAAAAGGAAAAUAUUGUGGGUUCUUUUGAAACCAAGUAUGACAUCAAUGUCGAUGAGAUGAGGCGAAGGCAAAUUUGUGAAUGGAAAUAUCCUGGCUUUCCAAAACUUUGCGAAUUGUUUUUCAAACAGUACAAAUCCAAUCGAGAUUCUAAACCAGCUUCAAUAUUUCAACUUCCAACUUCACUGGAAAUAGAAACAGUUACACUUCUUAUGAAGCAACAACCCAUUAGGCAUCUCUUCCAGAAGCUUCUUGAGCACCAUGGCGAGUGGGAUACAUCGAAUGAGACCGGCGAUCUCGGUUAUACACUGUCUGACACAGCCAAAGGACUAGAUGGGACAUGUUUGAAUAAAAACGGCACUGUCUGCACAUUCAUUGGACAACAUAUGUAUGUCCUUGUAGCCUCAACUUUAUGGGAACACAAUCCAAGGUUUGUUAUUGAGAACGGCAGCAUGGUGUACAUACGUAUGAUGUUGCGGUUGCAGUCUCAGCAGACGUCCGAAACAACAUCGCAGGUACUGUUCAUCCCAGAAAAUCUUUCAAAGUAUCUUGUGAUCAGAUUUGCAUCGGAAAUUUGCAAAGGCAAUAUAUAUAUGGCGCUAUCUCACUCAGCAUGCACAUGGGCCCCCUUUGCAAAACAGCUAAUUGAAUCUGUUUUGAAAAAGAACAAGUCGAACAUGCCAGCUGUUGUUGCUCUGAAAGAUGCCAGCCUGAAAAAAACGUUCCCUUAUCUGGCAACAAGCAAUGGAAGCUACCAUGUUUUGAAACUAAUUAUGAUAAAAAUGAGACAUGUGCCACUUUCAGUUAUAAAGGACAUAGUAUUUGGCAUGUACGACGCCGGAGCCAUAGAUGCCCUGAAAUAUUUGGUAGACAAACGCAUUGCAUUUGAAAUUAACGUCAGGAACGAAAACGGCCGAACCCCAGUCAUGAUUGCUGCUGAUAAAAAACAUGAGGCAUUUGUGAUGCAACUGCUAGUUCUAAAGCCAGACAUCAAUGCCUCGGACUUCUUAGGCAGGACAGUUCUACACUAUUUCUGUGAAAACGGACUUGCCAAGGCAACAAAAGAGAUUAUAUCAUCUGUCUCUGAUAUGAACAGAAAGGACGUAUCAGGCCAUUCACCUCUCUUCAGUGCAUGUGAAUGGCAAUAUUUCAAAAUAGUCAAGCAAUUGGUUGACAAAGGAGCACGGGUAGAUGCUGGAUCCUUGCAUGAAGCCUGCAAGUCAAGCAGAGCAAACAUUAUCACUCUGUUGAUAGCACAAGGAGCAUCUGUCACCACCCGAUCAGAAAAUGGUGACAGUCUCCUUCACUCUGCAUGUGAAGGUAGUACAGCUGUAAUAGAGUUUCUACUUGAGAGAGGUGUUGACAUUAACAUCCGAGGAUUCAAAGGCAGGACUCCCCUGGAUAAAGCACUAGGAUUCCAAAAUACAAGCAUAGCAGAUUACCUCAAAUCUAAGGGCGCCAAAACACAAGAUCAUUUCGAUCCAAUGACUCCACAUUCAUCACAGCAGAAGAAGAAUACUGUAGAAGAUGGUGUUGGAUCAUCAACGUGGAGCACUAGUCUGAUAAAAAAAUAGUUACUGCUUCUGCGACUGCACAUAAACCUUAUAUAUAUUUUCACGGAUCCAAAGCCAAAUAGUGACAGAACUUAGACAUUUGUGUCCCAGAAAAAGUGGAUCGUGUAUGAUUUUCUUAAUUGUGCGUGUUCUGAAAAGAAUUUCAUCAAGUUUGAUAAGCUGUCAUUUCAGUUGGGACAUUGUUUUCGUGGACUUACGAAGGUGAGUGUUUUCAAAUCCCCUCCUGACAAAUUCUAACGGUGGUGGUUGACGGAGAUGGCAACGAAUAUGGAUCAGAAAAAGGUUUGUAAACAACAUGUUGUCAUGAAUAAAGUUUUUUCAAAC